Messenger RNA from Fukomys damarensis (Damara mole-rat), 4856 nucleotides. RefSeq names its product KN motif and ankyrin repeat domains 1 (gene Kank1). The record is from RefSeq and is a predicted model, not a curated record. Gene Ontology annotation, cellular component: cytoskeleton; cytoplasm. The coding region runs from base 331 to 4380 and encodes 1349 amino acids. The transcript has 13 exons. Lineage: Eukaryota; Metazoa; Chordata; Mammalia; Rodentia; Bathyergidae. Gene Ontology annotation, biological process: negative regulation of actin filament polymerization. Gene Ontology annotation, molecular function: protein binding.
UGUAAAUUGUCUUUGUUCUUUGCAGCAAGAAGCGAUCUCUGGGCAAGUGUUCCACCGCUGAGCUGCAUACCCAGCCCAAGAAGAAGAGAUCUUGUGGAGCUUGAAGUAGCUCCAAAAACUGAUCAUUCAAACCGAAGAAUUUACUAAGAGCAGUUUGCAUGUCUUGCAUCUAAUUUAGAGAUCAAGACAUUCAUUGCUUUUGUGUUCAAAAGACAAACGGAAAUGGCAGCAUGUAGAAGAAAAGGCGGUUGGAUGUGUUUGGGAGCUUGAUGUGUAAAAUUUGCAUGACUCCUCCUUCCUUUCUGGGGCUUUCCUUGGAUUCAAGCCAGCAUGGCCCACACCACGAAGGUUAAUGGCUGUGCCUCAGGAAAAGCAGAUGAUAUUCUGAAUGGAGGCCAUGAUAAGGGAAAGAAAGACCCUUAUUUUGUGGAAACCCCCUAUGGCUAUCAACUAGACUUGGAUUUCCUCAAAUAUGUGGAUGACAUCCAGAAGGGAAAUACCAUAAAAAAACUGAACAUCCAAAAGAGGCGGAAGCCAUCUGCACCAUGCCCAGAAACCAGAGUCACCCCAGGUCCACAAGGUGUGUGGACUUCCACUGAGUCCCUCUCAUCCUCCAACAGUGAUGACAACAAACAGUGCCCUAGCUUCCUCCUAGCCAGAAGCCAAGUUACAUCGACCCCGGGCCCAAGGCCACCUCCCCCUCUGGAGACCUUGUCCACUUUUCUUCCCAUCCCUGAAAAUCCACAGCUGCCCCCUCCCUCCCCACAGUUCCCAAAGCACAACCUUCAUGUCACCAAGACACUGAUGGAGACCCGGAGAAGACUUGAACAGGAAAAAGUCACCAUGCAGAUGUCACCAGGUGAAUUCAGAAGGCCCAGGCUGGCCAGUUUUGGCGGCACAGGCUCCACGAGCUCUCUUCCUUCCUUUAUCGGUUCUGGAAACUACAGUGCUGCCAUUCACCAGCUUCAGAAUGGUUACCAAGGCAAUGGGGAUUACGGAGGCUAUGCCCCGGUGGCUGCCACUGCGUCCUCCAUGGGGAGCUCCAUCCGCCACAGCCCUCUGAGCUCAGGGAUCUCCACCCCAGUGACCAACGUGAGCCCCAUGCACCUGCAGCACAUCCGUGAGCAGAUGGCCAUUGCGCUGAAACGCCUAAAGGAGCUCGAGGAGCAGGUGAGAACCAUCCCCGUGCUCCAGGUGAAGAUCUCUGUCUUGCAGGAGGAGAAGCGGCAGCUGGCCUCACAGCUGAAGACACAGAGGGCUGCCUCACAGAAUGACCUCUGUGGUGUGAGGAAGCGCUCCUACAGCGCAGGGAACGCCUCCCAGCUGGAACAGCUCUCCCGGGCGCAGAGAAGUGGCGGUGAGUUAUACAUUGACUACGAGGAGGAGGAGAUGGAGAGUGUGGAGCAGAGCACACAGAGGAUCAGGGAGUUCCGGCAGCUCACCGCAGACAUGCGGGCCCUGGAGCAGAAGAUCCAGGACAGCAGCUGUGAGGCCUCCUUGGUGCUCAGGGAGAACGGACAGGGCCCACCUCAGGAGUGCCGGUCUGUGGCUGUAGGUGGUGACGAGAACAUGAACGACAUUGUUGUGUACCACCGGGGUUCCAGGGCUUGCAAGGACGCAACUGUAGGGACAGUCACCGAGGUGAAGGAUUCUGGUGUUGGUGUGACAGAGGCCAUGCUUGGACUGACAACAGAAGCUGACAGAGAAAUCGAGCUGCAACAGCAGACCAUAGAAGCCUUGAAGGAAAAGGUUUACCGCCUAGAAGUACAGCUUAAAGAAACCACCCACGACCGGGAGAUGACCAAACUGAAACAAGAGCUGCAGGCUGCUGGAUCCAGGAAGAAAGUUGACAAGGCCAUGACGGCCCAGCCGCUCGUCUUCAGCAAGUUGGUGGAGGCAGUGGUGCCGACAAGAGACCAGAUGGUUGGCAGUCAUGUGGACCUGGUGGACACUUGUGUCGGGACCUCUGUGCAGACAAGUAGUGUAGGCAUCUCCUGCCAGCCAGAUUGCAAGAAUCGAGCUGUGGGGCCCGAGCUGCCCAUGAAUCGGUGGAUUGUUAAGGAGAGGGUGGAAACCCAUGACCGAUGUACAGGGAGGUCUGUAGAGACCCGUGACGAGUGUGUGGGCGUGGAAGUCAGCAUCUGUGAAACAGGCAGCAACACAGAGGCAUCUGUGAGUGACCUGACACUCCUCAAGACAAACUUGAGUUUAAAAGACGUGCGGUCUAUCGGCUGUGGAGACUGUUCUGUCGAUGUGACGGUCUGCCUUCCCAAACAGUACGCCUCCCGCAGCAUGAACACAGAGGCUGUCGCCCGGGUGGAAGCGGCCACCAUGGCAGCACCUGCUACCAUGAACCGGCACACCUGUACAGUUUUUGAACAGGUGAGCCAGUCCACAAACACUAAGCCGACCGUGCUGGUGGAUUGCUGCACCAACACUUCCUUAAGCACUCUGGACAAGCAGACCAGCACACAGACAGUGGAGAUGCGCACUGUGGCCAUAGGAGAAGGCCGAGUCAAGGACGUCAUCUCCUCCACCAAGAUGCGGUCUGUUGGUGUUGGGACCCUGCUUUCUGGCAAUUCUGGGUUUGACAGGCCAUCUGCUGUGAAGACCAAAGAGCUGGGCGUGGGGCAGAUAAAUAUUCAUGACAACUAUCUGGUUGGUCUCAAAAUGAGGAGCAUAGCUUGUGGGCCCCCACAGUUGACCGUGGGGCUGACCGGCAGCAGGAGGAGCGUGGGAGUUGGGGACAAGCCUGUAGGGGAGCUCCUGGAGGACUCCCAGCCCCUGGCUCCCUCUGGAAUGGUGACCAACUUGGAUCACUACAUUGAACGUGUCCAGAAACUGCUGGCAGAGCAGCAAACGCUGCUGGCUGAGAACUACAGUGAACUAGCAGAAGCUUUUGGGGAGCCUCACUCACAGAUUGGCUCCCUCAACUCACAACUCAUUAGCACCCUGACCUCCAUCCAUUCUGUCAUGAAGUCCGCGAGCACCGAGGAGCUCAAAAACGCUGACUUCCAGAAAACCAGUCUGGGUAGAAUUGUAGGAUGUGAUUUGGAAUAUACCUGUAUGUAUGGAGACCUGCUGAGCGCUCAGAUGUCCCGGCCUGAGCACGAGGUGGGCACUGCAGAAGGGACGCCCAUGAGCAGCCAGGAGACCUUCCCCUCUCAGGAGAGCACACCGGCCCCGGUGAACCUCACAGAUGACCAGGUGGCUUCUGGCCUCUACAUAUGUACAAAUAAUGAAAGUACACUGAAGUCCAUCAUGAAGAAGCAAGAUGGGAAUAAAGAUUCAAAUGGUGCAAAAAAGAAUCUUCAGUUUGUUGGCAUUAAUGGAGGGUAUGAAACAACUUCAAGUGAUGAUUCCAGCUCAGAUGAAAGCUCUUCUUCCGAGUCAUAUGACGAGUGUGAUGUCAUUGAGUAUCCUCCUGAAGAAGAGGAGAAUGAAGACACUCGGGGAAUGGCGGAAGGGCACCAUGCAGUUAAUACUGAAGGUUUCAAGUCUGCCAGGGUGGACCAUGAAAUGCAGGUUCAAGAAUGUGAACCUGAGAAGGUGGAAAUCAUAGAGAGGUAUGAAUUAAGUGAAAAGAUGUUGUCUGCAUGCAAAUUACUGAAAAAUAAUAUUAACGAUCCCAAAGCUUUGACCAGCAAAGACCUGAGGUUCUGUCUGAACACCCUCCAGCAUGAGUGGUUCCGCGUGUCCAGUCAGAAGUCAGCCGUGCCAGCCAUGGUGGGGGACUACAUAGCUGCCUUCGAGGCUGUCUCCCCGGAAGUGCUCCGCCACGUCAUCAACAUGGCCGACGGCAAUGGCAACACAGCUCUCCACUACAGCGUUUCCCAUUCCAACUUUGAGAUCGUGAAGCUGCUCCUAGAUGCAGAUGUGUGUAAUGUGGAUCACCAGAACAAGGCAGGAUACACCCCCAUCAUGCUGGCAGCCCUUGCAGCCGUGGAGGCAGAAAAGGACAUGCAGGUUGUAGAAGAACUUUUCAGCUGUGGGGAUGUGAACGCCAAAGCCAGCCAGGCGGGGCAGACGGCCCUCAUGCUGGCCGUCAGCCACGGGCGCAUAGACAUGGUGAAGGGCCUGCUGGCCUGCGGGGCCGACGUCAACAUCCAGGACGACGAGGGCUCCACCGCCCUGAUGUGUGCCAGUGAGCACGGGCACGUGGAAAUCGUCAAGCUGCUGCUGGCCCAGCCAGGCUGCAACGGCCACCUGGCGGACAAUGAUGGCAGCACUGCUCUAUCCAUAGCUCUGGAAGCAGGACACGGGGAGAUUGCCUUUCUUCUGUACGCCCACGUCAACUUUGCCAAAGCCCAGUCUCCGGGCACCCCUAGGCUUGGAAGGAAGAUGUCUCCUGGACCCACCCACCGAGGUUCAUUUGAUUGAUUUGUGCAGAGCAGCCCUUUGACAUGCCAUCACUACGCUGCUGACUUCUACGCCAUCACAAAGACUGUGCCUGCGCUCACCAGCACACAGGCGGCAGCAGUGCCGGCAGGAGAUGCUGCCCGCACGCCGCCCCCUCGGCCCUCAUUUCUCUGUGGCUGUGAGUCCCUGCCUCGUUAUGGACAGUGGUAGAAAGGCAGCCUGACCCGGAUAUGCAACUUCUCUCCCUUCUCCCCUCCUCCUGCAACAAAAAAUACGUCUUUCUAAAUGAGGAAGUUGAGAUGAAUUGAUCAUCAGCAACUCAGGCCAGGCUGGUUGUUUCUGGGUGAAAAUAGAAGUUAGAACUCCCAAACAGUAUAAAACUUAAAGGAAAUAUUUCCAGUUGGUUUUAUCUAAGUGGAUUAUAUGACUUUUUAUAUAAAGGCGUCUAUAUGAAAUUGAUACAGUAUUUUAAACUUUUAUAUUCCACAGUGAUUAAA